This is a messenger RNA of Fibroporia radiculosa, 1485 nucleotides long. RefSeq lists its product as uncharacterized. The record is from RefSeq and is a predicted model, not a curated record. NCBI's taxonomy places the organism in Eukaryota, Fungi, Basidiomycota, Agaricomycetes, Polyporales, Fibroporiaceae. The transcript has 5 exons. The coding region runs from base 1 to 1485 and encodes 494 amino acids.
AUGUCUAUUGGGGUGGUGCGGUUGACGGAGGCAGGCAAUGUUGACACCGACUACGGCUCGUGGGGUAUCAUGGCAGAAGAAGGGGAGGCAGCCUCUUCUGCUACGAUGUACGGGAUCGGCUCUUGCUCAAAGGCUAUCCUUGCGAGUGCUGUUGGGAUCCUCAUGGAUGAUUUUGCACAAGGGCACAACGUGGUUCCACUUCCUCCGAACUUGGCUGAGUUCACUUGGGAUACAAGAAUCAAGGAUCUCUUUCCAGGCGGCUCCGAGUGGCGACUUCCAGAUUCAUGGAUGUAUAUGGUUGGUUCUCAUAUAAUCGCGACAUAUUCUGGGAUGCCUUAUACCUCCUUCGUCAAGAAGCGUAUUUUCGAUCCGCUUGGGUUGAAUACGACUACGUUCUUUGCAGACGAAGCUCAGCUCACGGGUCACCUAAGCCAGUCUUGGUCCAUUAGCGCAUCAGGCGCAAGGAGACGCGUUCCAUUCUGGUUCAAAGCCGAGAGCGUGGAGGCAAUGGCGAGACCGGGUGGAGUGAUAAGUACCGCAAAGGAUAUGACCAAAUGGCUCGCUACGGUACUCAAGUGGGGAGUAGACCCAUAUACGAAUAGGAGUAUUUUUCCGCCUUCUGUCUAUGAGGAAACAAGUACCGCGCAAUCUCUUAUAUCGGGGAAAGGCUCUGAUCCUAACAUAUCUAUUCAAGGCUAUGGCUUGGUCUGGGAACGCUUCUCACUUCGAGAACAUGAGGUCCUGCUUUAUAAUGGACCGAUGCCGGGUUUCUUGACAUUCAUCGUAUUGGUCCCAUCGGCAAAAGUUGGCGUGGUUGGGUUAACAAAUGUUGAUGGAGAUCAAGACGUUUAUCGCAAUAUCCCGUUGCGCAUCCUCGAAAAUGUCCUGAGGCUCUCCUACAGAUUGCCAAGCUUGAAGGUUCUAUCGGGGCUUAUGUCAUCACCUCUCCCGUAUAGUACCCAGGCACCAGGAACUGCUUCCAGUCCCGUUUCGUCCCCCACCGACAUUGACAUUUUCGUGGGGAUGUACACGAAUCCGGGAUAUGGCUCGCUAGACUUGUGUUCUCCGAGGAGCAAAACAAGAUAUUGUCUUCCAGUUCUCGCCAGUUUCUCCCGCUGUGGAGAAUUAGAUGCCAAGGAUCGUACAUUAUAUGCCGCAUGGCCCCGCGUGUGGACAUCGCAUAUGAGCAUGAGGCACCGCGGAAACGGCAUUUUCACCGUAUCGUUUCAUACUCUUUUUCCGAACGGGCUUGGCUGGGACACAACGCCAUUCGUACACAGGGCUUUGCUAGGGUUGAACGGAGGUUAUCUGGCCGAAAGCUCAAUUUAUAACGGACAGGUUAACGGAUUUGGGCUGAUGGACGUGAUAUCUUACCCAGAAGGGCCUCGUACCACGCGCGGGAGCAUUAGCAAGAGGGCCGAUGUUUGGUUCAAGAAAGUCUUACCCCCUUGGUACGCUCACGUUGCCGGCUCAGAUCUCAGCUGA